This is a messenger RNA of Cloeon dipterum, 1330 nucleotides long. RefSeq names its product putative inositol monophosphatase 3. The transcript has 6 exons. Bases 185 to 1216 code for a protein of 343 amino acids. NCBI's taxonomy places the organism in Eukaryota, Metazoa, Arthropoda, Insecta, Ephemeroptera, Baetidae. The record is from RefSeq and is a predicted model, not a curated record. Gene Ontology annotation, molecular function: 3'-nucleotidase activity. Gene Ontology annotation, cellular component: endomembrane system.
CCUCCGACGUCCAGAAUCCAGCUCAAAGCGCUUUAAAUUUAUUUUGUGUAUCGAAGCAAGAAGCUAGCUUGGCGUCCCUCGACAGUUCGCAAUCAUGAUGUGACAUCGGUGCCACCGUAACCGACUGAAAACAACGACUAUAAAAUCUAUCUAGUCAAUAAAAGGCAGGCUAUUUCAUUGAACCAUGAACCUCGGCGGCACGGUGAAGAUUAACAAGGUCGGUGUGUGCAUCGUCACCAUCUCGUUCCUGCUGUUGUUUAUCUACAUUUUCAUCGGUCACCCGGACGACACAAACAGCAGCAGGUUGCUGGCCACCCCCGAUGAGGAAAACAGGGUUAACAUGAAGGCCCUCUUGGUGGCUGCCAAGGAGGUCGCCGAAAAGGGAGGACAACAGGUUAGGAGCGCUAGGAAACUUGCCGAUAUGCACAUUCAGAGCAAGGGCAAGACGAAAGAAGGGGUCAACGACCCUGUUACCGACGCCGACUUCAAAUCGCACUGUGUCAUGUACCAUGGGUUGAAGAAAAAGUUCCCAAAAUUAAAGGUGAUUUCUGAGGAGCAUGACACCAAUGAAUGCAAUACCCCUCCUUCUCUUGACGUCGUGGACGUGGAGGGACAAACGUUGCCUGAUUUAAUGGUGGCUAAUGAAGAUGUCACUAUUUGGAUCGACCCCCUAGAUGCUACAAAAGAGUUUACAGAAAACCUUCUCCAAUAUGUGACAACGAUGGUGUGCGUGGCCGUGAAAGGCAAACCGAUUAUCGGCGUGAUCCACUUUCCUUUCGCCGAGCCCCAAGUGACUUACUGGACCUGGGGAAAUGUGGCGCGGUCUGAAAGUGUCAAGAAGCUGGCUCGCACAAAGCCCAAUGUGGAGGCGCCGAAUAUUACGGUUUCCAUGUCGCACACGGGUGAAGUGCAAAAGUUGGCGCAAGUUGCUUUUGGUCCGAAUGUGAAGAUCACCAAAGCAGCUGGAGCUGGCUACAAAGUGAUGGAGGUUGUGAAAGGAAACGUAGAUAUUUAUCUACAUUCGACAGCUAUUAAGAAGUGGGACGUGUGUGCCGGUAACGCCGUGAUUAACUCCGUGUUGGGCGUGAUGACUGACUUGAAGGGCAACAAGCUUGACUAUUCUUCCGAAGCUGGCGCCCUCAACAAUGGAGGCAUUUUCGCCGCUGUGUCCGAAGCCGAUCUCUUUCUCGAUAAAAUUACAAAUCCAAGUCUUUAAGUAACUAACAUUCCUCUUUAACUGUUCAUGUAACGUUAAUGUGACGCCAUUUCCAUUUUUGAAAAAGAAAGAAAUAAGAAUAAAACAUGGAUUCAUCAUUGAUUUUAGCUAAAA